Messenger RNA from Anastrepha ludens (Mexican fruit fly), 3575 nucleotides. RefSeq names its product melanotransferrin (gene Tsf2). The record is from RefSeq and is a predicted model, not a curated record. The coding region runs from base 110 to 2629 and encodes 839 amino acids. Gene Ontology annotation, biological process: iron ion transport. The transcript is spliced from 8 exons. NCBI's taxonomy places the organism in Eukaryota, Metazoa, Arthropoda, Insecta, Diptera, Tephritidae. Gene Ontology annotation, cellular component: plasma membrane; recycling endosome; early endosome.
UUGAUGCGUUCACUGCCGCCAUUCUAAACAUUUUGUUGGGUGUGUCAUUUCAUUAGUUGCAGUAAACAAUAUAUUUAGGUGGUUUAUUUUUUUAGGAAACAUAGUGAAAAUGUUUAAAAUAUGUUUGCUAACUAUUUUUCUGUGCCUGCUGCAAGAGAAGUGCAUAGAUUCUCAGCACCACUAUGAAAAUGAAAAACAAGUGAAGAAUCUAAUUUGGUGCACGAAAAGCUUAGAAGAACAAUAUAAAUGUCAGAACCUGACUGUUGCUAUCGAACGAGAUCGAGCCAUUUUCGAUGAUGCAUUUCUAAAUUUGACGUGUUUUUUGGGGUACAGCGCCGACGAAUGUAUUCACCACAUUGAUCGCGACAAAGCUCAUGUAACAACGCUUGAUGCUGGCGACGUAUUCUCUGCAGGUAGAUACAAAUCCCUAGUGCCUAUAAUGCAAGAGAAGUUUGUUGGAAAUCUGACGAAUUAUCAUGCUGUGGCUGUAAUUAAAAAAGAUACACUACAAGAUGUCUACAGUUUACGCGAUCUGCGAAAUAAACGUGCCUGCUUCCCGUGGGUGGGUAGCAUGGCCGGAUGGAUUGUGCCUAUAUAUACGUUGCAACGUGACGGAGGGAUGGAAAUAGUGGACUGCAAUAAUCAAGUAAAGACAGCAGCAAACUACUUUAAUAAUUCUUGUGCCGUUUAUUCAUUGAUCAACAAAUACAAUCCAAUUGGCGAUAAUUCAGAUAAACUCUGUAGACUAUGCACUGGUAAAAUACCUGGUGGCAGAUGUUCAGCGAGAGAUCCAUACUAUGGCUAUGACGGCGCUUUCCGUUGUCUUCUGGAAGCAGGAGAGGUAGCUUUUUUACGCGACUUAACCGUUACAGAAAUGUUACAAACUGAUGAAUUCAAAAGCUUAUCACCCGAUCGAUUUGAACUACUUUGUCGAGACGGCCGUCGCAUGCCUGUAACCGAAUAUCGGCAUUGCAACUGGGGUAUUAUUCCUUCCGAUGCUAUAGUUACUUCAUCUGCUAGAAACUCACUUGAGCGAAAGAAAUUUCAACAAUUUUUACGACGCAUAAUUGAACUUUACUCAGAUGCUUUGCGCGAUGAAGCCGAACAGCAGAACUUGCGUGGUAAUACGGAAUAUGGCAACAAUAAUUUCAAUUACAAUAACAAUAAUAACAAAGAUCAGUACGGCAACCCGUAUGGUGUAAAUAUCAAUAACCCAUAUGACACAUCCAAUACAUAUAAUCGAAAUAGUUACGAUGGUGGGAACAUCGGUUUUCGUAAUGAUCGCUUAGAUUCAAGUUUCACAACAGAACGGAACUACGGGGAAGGUACCAACGAAUCCAUUUUGUAUGAAAAGUUCAGGAUAUUUGAGUCACGCCGGUAUGGCAAGGCGAAUCUAAUGUUCCAAGAUUCGGCUCGUUCGUUAUCUCCCAUUGCAGAAGAUGAUCAAUCCUUCAGUAAAUAUUUGCAAAAUACCAUGCAGUAUAUCUAUGGCAUACGUGAGUGUCCAGUACCAAGUAUGACUCUAUGUGUAACCUCUGAUCCCGAACUAGAGAAAUGCAUCAAAAUGAAGACGGCAUUAAAAGCUCAGCUCUUAAAACCUGAGCUAAUAUGCAAGAAGAUGCACUCGCAUAUAAAUUGCAUGCAAUGGAUCCAAUCAGGCAAAGCCGACAUCGCAGUAUUCGACGCGGGUGAUGUAUAUACCGGAGGUUUAAAUUAUGAAUUAGUGCCUUUUAUGUCUGAGGUUUACAAUUUGGACGAGCCGGAGUAUUAUGUUGUAGCCGUUGCUAAGGAAGAAGAUCCCGAUACCGAACUGACUUAUCUCAAAGGCAAAUAUACUUGUCACACUGGUAUUAAUACUGCGGCUGGUUGGACCUACCCAAUGGCGUUUCUUAUUUCAAAUGGCUGGAUACGCCCAUAUGGUUGUGAUUCGGUGCGUGCUGCAGCCGAAUACUUCACCAAAUCUUGUGUACCAGGAGCUAUCAGUAAUGAAUAUAACACUGGCGUACCUUAUGAUAGAAUGUGUGAUCUUUGUCAUGGCACAAGUUAUCGGUAUUGCAGACGUGAUGCGUCCGAAGACUACUAUGGCCACACAGGUGCAUUCCGUUGCCUCGUGGAGGGAGGUGGUCAUGUGGCUUUCAUGAAGCACACAACCGUUAUGGAGAGUACGGGUGGCAAACGCAAAGAGUGGUGGGCAAGAAAUGCGCUUAAUGAUGAUUUUGAACUGCUGUGCACUGAUGGUACUCGAGCAGAACUGCAAGACUACAGGAAGUGUAAUUUGGGUAAGGUAAAAGCCAAUGCAAUUGUAACGCGUGGUGGCGUCAACUACAAUGAAACCCAAGUCAAUGCAUACAUUAAUUUACUAACCUACGCCCUACAACUGUAUGGUCGAAAGGAUGUCGAUUCGUUCACCUUCAGCAUGUUUUCUUCACCGAUGGGUUUUUACGACCUCAUCUUCCAAGAUGCUACGCGACAGUUGCGUGUCAUACCACCCGAGCAACGAAGGUAUGAUAUAUACUUGGGCAGCAACUUUAUGCGUGCUCGCCGCAUCACCGACUGUUAUGCUGGGACAGGCCAAUUAGUUGCUUCAUUGCCACUCCUCGCAAUUAGUGCUGUACUACUAAGGGUCUGACGAAUUCGAGUUGCCUCCAGUUUACAUAUCAAAUAUAUAUACAAAAAACAAAAUAUCCCAAAACUAGCGCUCUUACAAGCAAAUAGUUAAGUAUAAGCAUUCCUCAGUAAUAGUAAUUAGUAAUCAACUCCUGCAGACCCCAGGAAAAUGAUUGUUGCUUUUUCCAUUCCUUAGAAGUAAAUUCAGAAGUAACUAUUUUGCAAUUUCAUUUCAAGGAAUUAUAUUUUGCAUUUGGAAUUAAUAAUGUGCUAGCAAUGUAAGUUUUUUCCAACGUCUAGAAUUGCAAGAGUACUUUAGUAGUUUUUUUUUUCAAUUCCACAAAGGAAUUAUAAAAGUAAUUGAGAAACUAAAAGUUAAUUUACGAAUGUGCAAUGGGAAAUUUGUAUUGUUUUCAAAACUUAAAAUCGAGUCUUGAUAUAUUUUAUUUAUUUAUUUCAUUAUCAAGUUUAUGAAACAAAAACUUUUUAUAGAUUAUGUAACAAUUAAGAUUUAACUAGGCCAUCGAAUUAAGAAUAUUAGUAAACAUUGUUGUGGGAAAGAAAAAUCGAGGUCGGUGUAGCUAAUGGGAUUGAAAAAAAUACUUCUAAGGUAUUGAAAAAGUAAUAAAUUCCUUCGUUGUUGAUUAGAAGCAUUACAUUCUCAAAGAACUCAUUUUACGACCCAGCUCUGAGUACAUAUAGGCAUAAUAAAUAGGGUACAUGCGCGUACAAAUUGUAAACACAAGUUAUUGAACAAAAAUCUAUGCUUUUAUAUAUGUACACACAUACAUAUGACGAAUAAGCAACAAAUAUUUUUGCUGAAUAUAAUUUCAAUAGUCUGUAAGCAUAAGUAGUGAGUGCCUUAUAUACAUAUAACAUUCCGUCCAACGUUUACUAUUGUAACAGAAAAGAAUCUCUUAAAAUAAAUUUUAAAUCAGAACCAAUUAUAGCCCUAUUAUGAAAAUUUA